Molecule: messenger RNA, 1494 nt
Organism: Penicillium arizonense
Lineage: Eukaryota; Fungi; Ascomycota; Eurotiomycetes; Eurotiales; Aspergillaceae
Exons: 6
Coding region: 1-1494 (497 amino acids)
Molecular function (GO): protein binding
Source: RefSeq, a predicted model, not a curated record
AUGGAGAACCUUCACACACUUGCUAAGACUGGCACUCUCACCCGGUCCAAGCUGACCAGCUACCUGGCACACCAGGACAUCGAUGACCAGGACGAUUAUGGUGAAACACCACUUUUCCUUGCAACCAGAGGCGGCCAUGUGGGUUCUGUAAAACUUCUGUUGCAGAGUGGAGCAGAUGUCAAUGAAAAGGCCCCUGAUGGGAAGACUUCCCUUUAUAUGGCUACUCAGGCACCCGCAAACAACGCGUCUAUCAUUAAGCUUCUCCUGAAGCACAACGCCAAAGCUGAUGGCCCCAUCCCGGAGUUGGGAAAUGACACCCCGAUCAUGGAGGCAGUCAGACAGGGAAAAAGCCCAGAAGCCAUACGCCUCCUCAUCGACCAUGGAGCAUCGUUGACAAACCGGAACCUCAGUGGUCAAUCAGCCCAGAGCCUUGCAGAUAAGUCAACAAAUACUGCUAUUCACAGAGCUUUACGCCCGAAGAAUGAGCAGCCAGGAUGGAAGCAUGAGUUGGAAAAUCUCCUCGUUAGCUCGGCCCUUUUUGGUCUCGCCUAUUUUGGCAAAUGGAAAGACAUCGGUAGCAACGCCAUCAGACGCGUUGCUGCCCUGAGCGUGCCGCAAGCCAAUGCCAAUGUAUAUCCGCAGACAAAGGAUGACUUUAAGCGUCACCUUGAAGAUUUUAUCACAGAAAAUGGCUUGGAGGACUUUUAUCCACAUGGUAAUGAUUAUGUGCAGCAGGUCGCGGGAAAGGCAGCUGAGCUACUGGAAAAUGGCUCGCCUAGCGCCCAAUGGUCCAAGAAUUUAGCCAUCAUGUCCCGGCACGCAUUAUACCAGCCGAUUCUUUAUUGCGAUGACAGUGGCUCAAUGGAAACAAAUGAUACAAUGCCAGAUGAUAGCGGGACCCCGAUGCUCGAGGAUCGAAUGACCCGUCAGGCCGACUUGGUCGAGCGGAUGGCGGAUCUCAUGACUCGCGCAGCUCCUAACGGCUCCGUGCAUCUCCGAUUUAUUAACAAGAUCGAUGGAAGUGCAAACAAUCUGAUGUACGAUCAACUGCGGGAUAGAAUGACUUUCACCCCUAGAGGCGCGACGAAGCUCGGCACAAACCUUAAAGCCAAAGUCUUGGACGAGUUCCUUUACGAGCGAAUCAAUAGCGGUGCCGAAUUGGAAAGGCCGCUUCUCAUUCUGACGAUAACUGAUGGUUGUCCCAAUGAAGAACCUGAAGGAGAGUUCCGCAAAGUAAUCCAAGAUUCAUUGGCUUAUGUUGCGACUAAGGGCUAUGGACCAGAGUGCCUUAGGUUUGAUCUUAGCCAAGUAGGCAAUGACACUAAGGCGAGUGACUUCUUGAAAAGCUGGCAAGGAGAUCCUCUAGUGCCUGCCAGGGUCAACGUUACCGCCGAGCAUUUGGACGCCCGUUUCCAAAGUUUCAGAGAUGGGGACGAGGGCUUUGACCAGUGGCUGUUGGAGAGGCUCAAUCUGAACCCUCUCAUCAACUACUAG